GAAAAUAUCUUUGAAGAUUGAGACGAUGGAUACUAAACCCCAAGGCACCACCAGGACUAACCCACCAAAUCAAGUCACCAACAUUAAAGUUGAAGCUAAACAGUCAGAAAUGCAACGUGUAAUAGUGCCCAUGCCAUUGCCGAAAAAAUCCCUAAAGCGCCACCACCAUCAGAUGUAUAACGAUAAUGGGAGACCUAAUCAAGGUACUGAAGGCAAUAGUAAUUGGAGAGAUGGACUGCAUCCAGAGACACGCCAAAUGAACAUCAACACGAUGGUUGACUCAUUAGAGAAACAUCUUCCUGAUUCUGGUCAAGAUGUAUUGCCAGAACUUCAUAUGAUUGCUCAAAGGUUUGAAAAGAAAAUUUUUAAUGCUGCAACAAGCUGGCCUGAUUAUCUACUGAAAAUAUAUUUAAAGAUGCAUUCGAUAGAGACUGGAUGCCAGUGCACCAAGGCCAACGUACCAAAUCAAGUCACCUACAUUAAAGUUGAAGCUCAGCAGUCAGACACGCAAAGUGUAAUAGUGCCCACGCCAUCCCCAAAAAUAUCCCUAAAGCGCCACCAACAUCAGAUGGAUAACGAUAAGGGGAGACGUAAUCAAGGUACUGAAGCCAAUAGUCAUUGGAGAGAUGAACUGCACCCAGAGACACGACAAAUAUAUGUCAACAAGAUAAUGGAGAUUUUAAAAAGACAUCUUCCUCUUUUUGAUCAAGAAAGAUUCCAUGAACUUCAGAAGAUUGCUCAAAGGUUUGAAGAAAAUAUUUUUAUUGCUGCAACAAGCCAGUCUGAUUAUCUAAAAAAAAUAUCUUUGAAGAUGCUUACCAAUGAGACUAAACCCCAGGGCAGCAUGGCCAACGCAUCAUGGUUCUAGGAGUAUCUAGUUUAGCUUAAGUUACUAAGACUGAAUUGUGUGCUUUUUUCACUCAAAUAAUACACAUGGACACAGAUUGCUUAAACAA
Messenger RNA from Vigna umbellata (rice bean), 956 nucleotides. The record is from RefSeq and is a predicted model, not a curated record. Lineage: Eukaryota; Viridiplantae; Streptophyta; Magnoliopsida; Fabales; Fabaceae.